UUUUGCACUUCCUAAUACUUUCCUAUACUCUGUUGUUUCCUAAAGAGCAUCACUCUGUAAACCGCCAUAUCAUCCCUUUAUAAUCUCUCGGCCGAUUCCUCAGCAGAAAGAGGCACCAGUUUCGAAUCGAGUCAUCUCCAUCAUCGCUUCUCUGAGCCGUCGACAUUCCGCCAGCAAACGCCGCAUCUCUGAGGCAGACAUGAUUCUUAUUGACAAGAAAAAUCGUGGGCUAAAUAAUGGAGGACUUUCCAAUUUGACCCCGGCAAUUACUGAUCAAGAACAGAAUGCCAUAGUUCUGAAUUUCAAGAAUGAGCUAAUGACGUCUGGGAAAGCAGUUAAACUAAAAAAUGUAGCACUCAUGACAGUUUCUGAAGAAGAUACUUAUAGAGAUUACGAUGGUUGUCCAUCGAAAUUCUUGAUCUCUUGUUUGAAUAAGAUUGAAAAUGAUCUGAAUCAUGAUGGAGCCUUCGUUAAUGAGAGGGAUAGACCAUUCUUUGCUCUACCAUGGGGGUUCGAAUUUUGGAAGUGUUAUUCAAAUGGGAAAGAUAUUGUGGAUACAAGUCAAGCUGAUUCUGCCAUUGAUCAGAUUGCUUGGAUUGCAUCAACGGCUUCAGAUACUAUAGCAAGAAAAGAAGAAGAAUUAUCUCCCACAAGCCCCUUCCUCGUAUAUCUUGUCCCCUCUCAACAGGAAGCAAUUAAGGUUCUCAAAGUCUGCAAUCCUUUGAAAGCAUGUGGAACAUAUACAGUCUGCCUACAUCCUGGCACUUCCAUAGACCAUCAAAUUAAUGACCUGAAGAUGUCUGAACCGGAGUUUAUUGUUUCCACCCCUGAGAGACUCACAGAGCUCAUCUCGCUUAAUGCUAUAGACUUAUCCGGGGUUUCUUUUCUGGUUAUUGAUGGUCCGUCUUAUGAUGUCCGUAGUGUUGAAGCCAUUAAAAGUAUUAAGAGUUCCAUUUCCAGCACUUCACAAACUAUGGUUUUUGGUGGUUGCCUGAAUCAAUAGUCAGCUUCAGCUUCAUAGAAAUUCUUUUAUGGAGUUGAGUUGCAGUUUUAUUAGCUUAUUGUAUCUUCAAUUAUUAUUAAGUUUACAGUUGAGGCUUAUUCUUUUGGCAGUGUUGAGGCUUAUUUUGAAAAGUUUUUUAUUGCAAAAGGCUUAUAUAAAUCACUGUGAACAGGAGAAUUCCUAAAUAUACAAAUAACUAUGACACAUU
Molecule: messenger RNA, 1211 nt
Organism: Cuscuta europaea
Lineage: Eukaryota; Viridiplantae; Streptophyta; Magnoliopsida; Solanales; Convolvulaceae
Source: the annotation of a GenBank genome assembly